UUUAAUAAAUGGUUUACAGAUCAAUUACUAACCAUUAACAACACUUAAGACAGUUUAUGAAAUGUUAUCAUGUGUGCAACAAUAAACUGUUAAAAUAUCAUAACUUAAAACAUUACUAAUAAGUAAACAUUAUUAAGUAGAAUUUCUAAAAUAAUUAGAGUUAAAUUAACUAUUAAUUUACCUUUUAUCAAUGAUGGUUAUUGCUCCUUUAUUUCUGUCACUUCUCUGCUGUUGUUGUGACUCCUCACACCUCCUCCUCCUCCUCCUCCUCCUCCUGCUGCUGCUGCUGAGGGAGAUCACAGGUGUCAGACGGGCCUGUUUCGCCCUCUGCUGGAUGCUCUUGAGUACUGCACACUGGUCAGACUGGUGACAUCACAGCAGCCUCACCUGCUGACAGCUCGCUCACAGGAGCUUCAGAGCCAUGAAGGACUUCCUCUUCCUCCUCCUGGUGGUGACGGAGGCGUCCUCCAGGUCUCACAGCAGCUGGUGUGACCUGGGCUGCGACUGUCGAGGAGAUCUGAGGUUCACCAUCUGCUCCCGGGCGCUCAUCUCCCAGCUGCCCGCCAGAGUGCCCCCCAACACCGAGCUCCUGGACCUCUCCGACAACCACAUCUCUGUCAUCCCCGAACGCUCCCUCAGCAAAAACCGCAAGAUCCGAGUCCUCCUGCUGCAGAACAACAACAUCAGCGUGGUGGAGGACGGCGCCUUCUCUCAGCUGGAGUUCCUGCAGAAGCUGGACCUGAGCUGGAACCAGAUCUCCACCCUGACUGAAGGGUUCUCCAUCGGCCUGGCGUUCCUGCGGGAGCUGCAGCUCGCCCACAACCGCCUGACGAGCCUGGACAGCCACAGCUUCCUGCACCUGGACGGCCUCCAGAGGUUAAACCUGACCAGCAACAGCAUCCACACCAUCCAGAUCAGGUCGUUCUCCUCCAUGAGCAGCCUGCGGCAGCUCCACCUGGAGGGCAACCAGCUGACGUCCCUGCGGAGCGGCAUCUUCUCCAUGCUGCGCUCCCUGGAGGUCCUCAACCUGGGCGGGAACCAGAUCAGCGAGACGGAGCCGGGCGUCUUCAAGCCGCUCGUCAGCAUGACGCUACUCAACUUAGCCAACAACCGCAUGUCCACGGUGCAGUUCAAGACGUUCCUGAGCAUCCACACCUACAGCACCCACAUCCUGCUGGAGGACAACCCGUGGAACUGCGACUGCGACCUGCAGAGAGUCUUCAGGAAGCUGCAGAGCAUCCAGAGGCUCUUCCUGGACGACUACUACAACCUCACCUGCAAGGAGCCCACCGUCCUCGAGGACUACAGGCUGAUGGACGUGGACACGGAGCUGUGCCUCGCCGAGACGGUCACCGUGCUCAUCAUCACCGCCACCGUGGUGAUAACGGUGCUGGCGGCCAUGCUGAUGGGCGAGAGGAAGAGGAAGAAGAAGAAGAGGGGGAAGCACUGGACGCAGCAGGGGGAGCUGUCGGAUGAGUCGGACUACUGAAACACAACUUCUGAACCAUGUCGCUGUUUAAUUUUAUUUUUUAACUCUUUAUUUUCCAGCAAAGAAAGACGAUUAAAAUAAAACAUUCUGACUUUCAGGCUUCUCUGUUGUCGUCGUCGUCGCUUAAAUCCCUCAGGAACAUCUGCACGCCUGCAGAGAUUUGAGACUCUGUGGUUCAUUUUGUCGGAUUUCCCAUCUGCUUCGCACCGAACGAGCCUGAAAAAGCUUUUAAACCGACACUGUGGAAGGAAUUACUCUAAAACAUCUGCUUCAUUCAAUAAAAAAACCUCUGCUUUCCUUGAAAUGCAGUAACUUUAACCAGUGUAUUAAUGGAAAAUGUUUAUUUUCUCAUCUUAAAUGUUCAGAUAUAUUUAUGUGAAUGGAUACUGUUCCCUUUUUAAAGUUUGGAAAACAUUAAAUUGAAUGUUGAAACAUUUUUGUGAUUAAAACUUUGUGUUUAAAAUGAACAUUUGCCCACACAGGACUUCACAUCAUCUGCUUCAGGGUCACAUGGAAGUCUGCAGCGCCCUCUGCAGUUGCUGUAAUAUCCUCAUCUGUGCUGCUCAGUGACACACUGGAGACCUUUAGGCGGAGCCGCUCUGAUGCAGCAAAGUCACAGGAUUCAGCACGGAGGGGACAGGAAGUUGGCAAAAUAAAAGCAUGACGGAUGUCGAGGGAAAACCAAGAAUAUUAACGCACACAAAGAGUUUGCACAAACAAUACCUGGACAAUAAACAUACAAAAUAAAGGUGAAAUAGGCAUUUAUUAUUUUUAUUUUAUUCAUUAUUUAAGCUAUCAAUUGCAUUCAAUUACACAGUUCCUUAAAAAGUCUUAGAAGACAGAAUUUAUUAAUCCAAAAAUAAGGCCUUAAUUGGUAUU
Messenger RNA from Epinephelus fuscoguttatus (brown-marbled grouper), 2368 nucleotides. Its product is annotated as leucine-rich repeat-containing protein 4C. Gene Ontology annotation, molecular function: protein binding. The coding region runs from base 422 to 1489 and encodes 355 amino acids. The record is from RefSeq and is a predicted model, not a curated record. The transcript has 4 exons. NCBI's taxonomy places the organism in Eukaryota, Metazoa, Chordata, Actinopteri, Perciformes, Serranidae.